UAUGCAGUAACCAACUGUCAAAUAAAAGUAUUUUUAUGUUAAAAUAAUCUUUUUAGUGAGUUGUAUCUGAGACUCCGCCCACAUGUUCUUGUCACAGUCGCCAUGAAGCGUUUCUGUAACGAUGGUGCCUUCAUGAUCCUCGGAAAAUUGAUUUAGUGGACCGAGCUUCAUAGAGCCGCUCACAGACCAUUAACAGUUAAAUUUAGGCGCUGGUUUUGUGCACAAAAACCAUCACACAGAAAUCAAUUAUCCAUUAAAUACAAGUCGAUCUACGGAGAAGAACAUUUGAGCACAAUUUACGUGUGUAAGCGUGAAUGGUCAGACCAUUUCAACUAUGACAUAGGAGUUUACGAGGAAUUACGAAGGCACCAGAAGGGGCGGGAACUUUGCGUAAGUGUCCACCAUUCCUCACGUCGGGGCAUCGUGGAUGGGAGGAACGUACUCAAACUUGUUAUCAGCAUCGUGUUGGUUAUAUUGUCCCGAGCAAGCGGCACGAUGGCCGGUAGCUGGUGGAGCAGCGCGGCGGUGACCCACGGGCUGGUGGCUCUGUUCGCGACGGGCUCCUGGAUAUCCGUCAACAGCCUGUGGGUAGAGAUCCCGGUGAUAGUCAAUGUGCUGCCCGAAGGGUGGAAACUGCCGGCCUACAUCACCUUGCUGAUAGCGUUUGGGAACGUGGGCCCGAUCGCCGUGACCAUCACACACCACUGUGCUCCGGGACGUUUAAACGAGCGCCUGGUCAUCCACUGCAUCCAGGCGCUGGCGGUCGUGGCGUCCGCCCUUCUCGCCGUCUUCUGGUCACACACUGUCACAGUAGCCGGAGGCGAUAGGUCACUGCCGUUCCUGCUCCUCACCUUUGUGUUGUCUUUGGUCUGCUGCACCUCCAACGUCACCUUCCUGCCCUUCAUGUUCAGUUACCCCCCCCAGUAUAUUCGCACUUUCUUCAUCGGUCAGGGCCUCAGCGCCUUGUUCCCUUGCAUCGUGGCUUUAGGGCAAGGCGUUGGCAAGCUGGAGUGCAAAACCGUGAAUGGCACGGUUAAGGCGGAGCGUUUGAAGGAAAACUUUCCGGCUCAAAACUUCUUCUGGUUCUUGUGCGUCAUGCUGUCGAUCUCGGCCGUGAGCUUCCAGGCGUUGAUGCAGAGACGGACAAAGACGCAGGAAAAUGCACCGCAACAGGAGGUCGCAGAUCCAGCGGCGGAGGCAAAAAAUGGGGAGGAAACCCACCCGCUGCACAAUGGGGGGACGCCGGUGUCCGAGGAUCAGGUGCAGGUGGAGGAACGGCCGCAGACCUUUUGGACACGGCGGAACGUGUACCUGCUGUCGCUGCUCGCCGUCUCCAACGCCCUUACCAACGGGGUCCUGCCGUCCGUGCAGAGUUUCUCCUGCUUGCCCUACGGACUCAUGACCUAUCACCUCGCCGUGGUCCUCGGCAACAUUGCCAAUCCUCUGGGCUGCUUCCUAGCUAUGUUUGUUGUCCUGAGGUCGUCUUCUGGUCUGGGCCUCUUGUCUGUAGCAGGAGGUGUAUUUGCUGCAUAUCUCUUGGCGUUGGCUGCACUCAGCCCCUGCCCUCCACUUCUGGGAACCUCUGUCGGCAUGGCCUUAGUGGUCAUCUCGGGAAUUGCUUUCACCGGACUCUACUCCUAUCUGAAGGUGGUGAUUGGGACUCUGCUGCACGAGGCGGGUCACGCCGCCCUGCUGUGGUGCGGCAUCUCUAUCCAGGCCGGCUCGCUAAUCGGGGCCCUCACCAUGUUCCCCUUGGUCAACGUCUAUUCUGUGUUCCAGAGUUCUCACGAUUGUGUGAAUAACUGCACCAGCGGGAGUUAGACAUGUAAUGUUAUUCUGGAUUAUGUUUUAACUUUUUUUUUAUAUUGACACGGUUCCUAUUCAGUCAAAAUGGGAAGAGACUUCAACCCAGUUUUUGGGUCGCCGCAGUGAAGAAGCAGGUCUGUUCUGCCCUCAUUCAGAGCCCUGUGGAAACAUUCCUGGAUAAUGGAAGCAUUGUUUGGCUGCACAUUGGCCGAGGGGAUGUAAAAUGCAUAUGACGUAGUAAUACCACAAGUGCUUUGUGCGGUAUUUUGGAAAAAAAGACCACAAGAACAUAUAAACUCAGGGACUCGAUCAUUGUUGCUCAUUUGAAUUAAUAAUUACUCGCAGUAUAAGUUGCAAACUCAUGACCGGCCUUUCACAGUAACUGAUUUAUAUUAACGACAAAUUCUGUCUUAGAAAUAAAUGCGAUUUAAUGAAAUUAAAGUAUGUUAUUUUAAGUCAACUUAAUGUCAAAGCAUAACAAUAGUACACCUUUUUUUUUUUUUUUUUUAAGUGAAAUUUAGACGACAAAUAUAAAGUGGAUCUACACAAAGGUACAAUGUCUGCAAAGCCGACGUUUUGUAACGGGAGGGAAAACCUGCUUAUGAGUGAUACAGAUUUCCUAGAGUGAGUUUUUGUUGUCUACGUCUUUACCUCGAUUCAACUUAAAGCAUAUUACACUAUUUUUUUCGUUUUACAGUCAAGUAUACAAUUCAGUCAGCAAAUAUCAAAAGGGUAAAAUUGCUACUUAAACCAUACAGUUCAUCGAUGAAGUGACCCAAAUUAUUUCUGUGCUUGAAAAAUGUUGAACUUUACAAAACAUGACGCUUCAGUUUACUUCAGAAUUGUACAUACUUUGAAAAAGUAGUUUAUUUUCUAGUCAUUUUGCAUUUAUAUUUAUUCCAAAUACAGUAAUGUUAUUUCAUCUGGAAGCACAGCCGACCUGGCACGGUAAUGGUUAACAGUUUUGGAAUCCAAAGGGAUCGUGCCAUCUCAGUCUUUGAAAUAAUAAAGUAUAUCUCAUGUACUUGUACCUUAUACGGUUGCCUGCGUUCAAUGUCUACUGGCCAUUUUGUGUGGAGUUCAUUUUUUUUUAUUGACUGUCAUAUUGCUGAAGUGUAUUAUGAAGUCUCUGAAACGACUGGUACACAAUAAAGCUGCUGAUCGGAAGGAU
This is a messenger RNA of Gasterosteus aculeatus aculeatus (three-spined stickleback), 2977 nucleotides long. RefSeq names its product solute carrier family 52 member 2 (gene slc52a2). Gene Ontology annotation, molecular function: riboflavin transmembrane transporter activity. Gene Ontology annotation, biological process: riboflavin transport. Lineage: Eukaryota; Metazoa; Chordata; Actinopteri; Perciformes; Gasterosteidae. The record is from RefSeq and is a predicted model, not a curated record. Gene Ontology annotation, cellular component: plasma membrane.